Molecule: messenger RNA, 6163 nt
Organism: Calidris pugnax (ruff)
Lineage: Eukaryota; Metazoa; Chordata; Aves; Charadriiformes; Scolopacidae
Gene: ADRA1A
Product: adrenoceptor alpha 1A
Exons: 3
Coding region: 975-2369 (464 amino acids)
Biological process (GO): positive regulation of cytosolic calcium ion concentration; regulation of vasoconstriction; adenylate cyclase-activating adrenergic receptor signaling pathway
Cellular component (GO): membrane
Molecular function (GO): alpha1-adrenergic receptor activity
Source: RefSeq, a predicted model, not a curated record
UCCAGGGAUGCUGGAGCCAAGCCCCUCGCAAGCCUUGGGAGACAGGGAACCAGCACAACUGGGAGCCAUCAAAAUACUGCUGGGGAAAUAAAGGGAGAAAAGCAAUGGAUUUUCAGGCACAGAGUCCCAUCCCUGCAUGAAGAGAGGAGCCUGCUGUGUUGUGCUGUGAAAUCUCCUUUCCAGAUGCUCAGAGGAGCUGUGCUGCCUUCUAGAGACUAAAGAGGGGGGUGAGGAGCUGCAAAGAGCACAACAGCCUACAUCGUUGACACAGCAAACUUCACUCUCGCCUACAGAGCAAGGCAGAAGCUGAUGUAAACAAACUCUAAUUCACAGUCCAGGAACUCAAGUGACACCUGCUCCACAGCACGGAGAAGCUUUGACUGACGCUUCAGACCCAGAAGAUGGGUAGUGGCAAGUAUCUCAAACGACAUUGUUGAGCAGACACAGCAGCAGCCUCCUCCUUGUCAGGCUUUUAAGUCAGUUGUAAGGCAGAACUAACACAACAUAACUAAAAGCAUCAGUCAUUUCCUCUUGGGAGAAACAUAAAUUUUGGAUAUUUAUGUUACCUAGAUAUUGAAUCUUACCAAAAGGCAGUAAUGAUUUUAACCUGCAAUUCCAAUAUUUCUCAUCGUGUAAUCCCAGAGAGUAAGAUAAAUAGCCUCUGUUUUGUGUAGCCUCACUUCUGCACCCCAAGGAAAAAUGCAAAAGGAGGUAAAUUUGGCUUGAAAAUAGUGACUAUUAACUGUGCUAUACUGGUAAAAGUUGGGGAGAAAGGUGGAUUUUCUAAUAUGUUUCUGGAUCCUUCUCAUUGUUCCUGGUGCUGCACUUCUAAGACGUUCUUAAAAACUCUUUUUCCCAGCAAAGCCAGGCUAAUGUUGCCUGUAAGACCCUCCGAGAAUUGAUCUCAUCACUUUUUCUACCUGAAAAGGGAGUGAAGUACAACAGCCUCACAUGAACAUUACCAGCCCCUCACCAUGGUUUUCCUCCCUGGAAACUCCUCCGACUGCUCCAACUGCACCCACUCUGUGGGGCCUGUGAACAUUUCAAAGGCCAUUUUAUUAGGUGUUAUUCUAGGGGGGCUGAUAGUUUUUGGGGUUUUGGGUAACAUUCUGGUUAUCCUCUCUGUAGCCUGCCACAGGCAUCUUCAGAGUGUUACCCACUACUAUAUAAUUAACCUGGCUGUAGCUGACCUCCUCUUGACUUCCACUGUCCUGCCCUUCUCAGCCACUAUGGAGAUUUUGGGCUACUGGGCCUUUGGGAGAAUCUUCUGCAACAUCUGGGCAGCUGUCGAUGUCCUUUGCUGCACUGCUUCCAUUAUGAGCCUCUGCAUCAUCUCCAUAGACAGAUACAUCGGGGUGAGUUACCCACUGAGAUACCCCAGCAUAGUGACAGAGAAGAGAGGUCUCCUGGCACUCCUGUGCGUUUGGGCACUGUCUCUGGUGAUAUCCAUUGGACCUCUUUUUGGCUGGAAGGAACCAGCACCAGAAGAUGAGACCAUCUGUCAAAUCACCGAGGAGCCUGGCUACGUGUUAUUCUCCGCUCUGGGCUCCUUCUACCUCCCCCUGACUAUUAUCUUGGUGAUGUAUUGCCGGGUGUACGUGGUGGCCAAAAGGGAAAACAAAGGUCUGACUUCUGGUCUGAAGACAGAGAGAUCUCGUUCCGAAGCGGUGACCCUACGGAUCCAUCGUAAAAAUGCCCCUGAAGCCAGCAGCUCAGCAUCCAACCCCAAGAGCAAGCAUCAUUUCUCAGUGCGUCUCCUCAAGUUCUCCAGGGAAAAAAAAGCUGCCAAGACCCUGGGAAUAGUGGUGGGAUGCUUCGUUCUGUGCUGGCUCCCAUUUUUCGUAGUGAUGCCCCUCGGUUCUUUCUUUCCUGCAAUCAAACCCCCGGACACACUUUUUAAAAUAACAUUUUGGCUUGGAUAUUUAAACAGCUGCAUCAACCCCAUCAUCUAUCCGUGCUCAAGUCAGGAGUUUAAGAAAGCGUUCCAAAACGUCCUGAGAGCGCAGUGCCUCCCAAGGAAGGAGGCGAGAAAGAAGCAGUCCCCAAGUUUCAACCUCAACCAUCCCACUGGCCAAAGACUGGAGAGUGGCAAAGGUGUGGUCCGUAUCCCCGUCGGCUCAGGAGAAACCUUCUAUAAGAUUUCCAAGUCGGAUGGGGUCUGCGAAUGGAAGAUCUUCUCCGCUGUGCAAAGCAUGCCGGCCAAAAGUGGGGUUUCUAAAGACUGUACCUCUGCCAAGGUGAAAAGCAAAGGUUUCCUCCAGGAAUGCUGCUGCACGGGCACGUCAAGGAACCUCGUCCAUGAAAACUGUAAAGUGCCAACCAUUAAAAUACACACCAUCUCCCUCACUGAGAACGGGGAGGAUGUCUAAGGGAUGGAAGCAGCACAGGCUGGCAAACGGGUGGCUCUGCUAACGGGACGUUGCUCUUCUUAUUGGGAAGUAGAAGUAGAUGCCACCAGAGCUGAAGGGAUCUGGGAGAAACAAAUAGCAUACUGUAAAACAGGGUGAAAGCCUUUGAGACGUGGUGUCUUUGAGUGCUGGCAGCCUGAAUGAAACCCCUUAAAGACAGUGAAUGGUUUCAGUGGAUGGUGAGCACCUUAUGGUCUUCCGAGAGACUGGCCUCUGCGAGUCAUUUGCCUGACACCUAAAGGCUUUAUUUUUCACUGUAUUCCCCUGUUUCAAAGUUCCUACUGUUCUGAUUUAGGUGCAAUGGAGGAGAAAGAGAAAACUACAAAGAUCCCAUGCUGAUUUCAGUGUGGGUACUUUCAGACAGCACCACAUUUAGACCCAUUUUGUGAUUCUGCUCCCCCCAAAAAGCUUAACCUCAAUUCAACAGCCAGGAGAGCUGAGGCUGGGAGGCUCAGGUCUUGGGACAGUGUUUACAGAUCUCUGCUUACUUUUCAUUACGGGACUAUGGACAAGAAUGUUUUCCUACCAUGUUUUGCCUCUUUUGUACGUGCCCAGGUCCUGGCUUGGUGAGGUCCUGCACACCUUGAAGAGAACAGGCAGCUCUUUGGAUCUGCAUCUUCUGGGCAGCCUCAAUGGUUCCUCAUUCCUGGGCUGCACCGGGUGGGGAUUUGGUCUUCUGCAAUGGCCACAAGGCUGCUUGUCUUCAACCUGUUUGGAAAAACAGUCACAUCAGCUCGUAGGGCAUGGCAAAAACACGACCUUGGCUCUUGCCCUGCUCGGAGUCGCUCUAAGUUUCCCCUUGUGCCAUGGAUUUCAGUAAACUCCAUUGCCAAGGGAAACCCAAGGCAAGUGGCUGCACUCCCACCUAGCUCCAGAGACCAACCAGAACUUUUCUUUUUUGUACAACCAACCUCCCACAUCUCCAAACAAAACCAAAUGAAAAUUUGCAUGCAUCCUAGGCUUGCUUGGAAGGUCUCUGCGCUUUGAUGCAGGUCUAAUAAAAUUCAAGACUAGGUAAGUCAUCCUCAAAUAAGGUCGAAGACAUGGCUUUCACUCAUCCAUUUGUUUUCCUUGCUCUGAGUCCAGCAAGGACCUGCUUAAAGACUCAAUCAUUCCUUGCUCAGGUGCUUGCUAGUCAGAUCAGUGCCACAGUUGCUGGAAAAGCUGCAGAUAUUUUCCUGUCUCCUUGCAGUCUUAUGCCACAUUCCUUUUCUGACUCCUUCAAUACUAAGUGCUUUAAGCUUUCUAUGAGAUCCUGGGUACCCUGAAGCCAGGAACUUUGCCCUGGUUCUGAGCAGUGGGAGUUAAGCACGUUAAAUGACUUAAGGACAUACAUCCCCAUGAGAAAGGGCCAUCCUUUGGGAAUUUGGGAGGAAAGCAUUUGGAAGCAUGUUAUAUUUUAAUAUAGCUAAUCCAAAUAAAUAAAUAAAUGAGCUGUUCAGCAUCUGGAAGAAAUAGUGGGAGGAAUUCUCUGUACAAUAUUAGAAAUAAGCAGCUCUUGACAUAACUCCUCCUGAGCCUGCCAAGUAAGAAUGCAGCUUCUUGAAACAACACAUAAGCCUUUACUCAUGUCUCAAUGUCAGCUCCUGUGCUGAAUAUCUACUGUCUUGAAAAGGGAAAGGGCUUAAGAAAAGGUUAGCUUUUACAGGAUACGGCCUUGAAAGGACACCUUGAUAUUAUUGAUGAGGAAUCAUUGUUUAUUCAUCUCUCAUUCAGUAUGAGGUCCCCAGCGUCAAGAGAAUUUCAGUCUGCUGUGCCUUUUAUUUAUGCUUGAAUGAGAUUUCUUUCCUCCUGCAAACAUGUGUUUGGAGCUAGAACAUCAUUGGACAAUUUGCAAAAGUAAAAUCUCAUCCUUGGAGUUCUUGUUUUGCACAGUCCUGGAAGCAGAAAACAACCUCGGAGCGUACAUACAGUUCAGCUCUAUACACAGCCAGGAUGCUAAUCAAGCACUGCCACUCCAAAUAAAAGUUGAGCUCAAAGGGAAAAAAGAAAGUGGAUAGACCUAGCCCUGUAUUUUGUGCAGACAGUUCACAGAGACAGAACAAUUUUCCCCCUAAUUUGGCCCUCUUCUCAAUGCAUUAAAUUUAUUGCAUAAUAUCUUUACACCUAGGAAACUUAUUACCAAGUGCUCAUUUACAGAUCUCGCUAAUCUUGCAGGAUCAAAAGUAAAAUCUGUAAAAGUAAGAAUCAUGUCUUUGGGCAGAUUCACUAGUAUUUACUCAGACACCACCAGCCUGAUGGAGCUGUGUCAAAGAACAAGCAAGUUGUAAAAAACCUGGUAAAGCUGGCACCCUUUUUUCUGGUGUAAUAACCAAGAACACUCCAAGUCCUAUAUGUUAUAGUAAAUUUUCCUUGCAGCACUUGCUGCCUCAGAUACAUAUGUCCUAUAGGUGUUUUCAGCUGCUAACAUGUCACAUCAAGCAGAGGACUUGCUUCUCCCAGCCUUUAAAUAAAUGAGUAAGCAGUGAUUAGGAAAACAAAGCUAAUAGUUCUCAGCUCAGCCUGCAGUAGUCCUGAAGACAUGGAGAAGACACUUGAAUUUGGAAGCACAGUGUUCUUCAGACCAUUAAGGUUUUGGUGUGUUUGGUGGGUGAGUGUCACUGGCUACCUCUUGGAAAAUGAAAUAUCUAGCCUAGCUGAUUAGCUGAAGCAAAUAGCUAUUUGUUCUCCCACAUGAGUGCUGCAUAAGGAGGAUACAGAAUGUCCCAAACAGGUUAAAAUUAGAGAAUUCAAAUCAAAUCCCUGGACCCAAACCUUUUAUUUAUUUCCAAAAGCAAUCUGUAGCAUUAUCCCAUUUUUUUUUAAAAUAAGAAACCCACCCCACCCUUAAAGCUUUUCUUAGGGCUUUUCAAUAAAGUCUAGAAUUUGAAACUAGAAGUGUUGAAAUACCAUGAAAAAAAAUAUUCUCAUGGUACUUCAAGCCAAGACCAGAAGCAGAAAAGCUGGAAAUCUCAUAAGAAAGUCACGUGAGACUCAUGGCCAAGGUUCUCAGUCUCACGGGGUUCAAAUACGUGGGACGUUUAUUUGAACAAAACCCGAACUCUGAAACAUUUUGAAAAACACCCAUUAAAAUGAACACUACUAGCAAGAUUUAAAAUCUUCACUGCACACACUCGCUGCCCAACCCCACCCAUAUAUUUAUUUUAUAACUUGAAUCAGUAAGGUCAUUUGUGCCACCUCCUCUUUGGAGCUGGGAGAUUUACAAAGGGUCUCUCUAGUAAUUUUAGAUUUGUGGAGGCUUCAUGGUGUCAGGCAAAGGGUUGUUGUGGAGCUACACAUGGGCUGACAAAUGGAUUAGUCAUUUCAUUCCAGAGCAAUUCUGAAGUAGGAAUAUAAUCUGAAUCUGUGAAGAGAAGAUAAAUAAGUCAGUGUGCUGGUGGCACGAACAGGCACGAAUAGUCACCUUUGUGUCACAGCACUCCUGCCUGUGAGAGAGUGAGAGAGCUUAGAACAACCAAGUCUUGGUCUCAUCUUCAUCCUUUUUUUCCUAUCAUCAAACAGAUGCUAAAGGACCUCUCUGUCCAGUGACUCUGAAAAGCACCCAGACCUCAGCGACAGGCGAGCCUGGUCCCAGCCACACCUCUGCUGCUGUCACAUCUGCCAGCAAAAACAAUCACAUAAUUUGUUUGGCUCACUCUGAGAAUUUCUGCAUGAAAACUGCCCCGUUCCCUUGUUGCAAGCAGGGUCAUAGGCACUUGUCAUCUUGAUAGACAUUUGGACCGACAAGUCUCAAAACCAUAGAAGGAGCUCUAGGG